Molecule: messenger RNA, 1722 nt
Organism: Alosa sapidissima (American shad)
Lineage: Eukaryota; Metazoa; Chordata; Actinopteri; Clupeiformes; Clupeidae
Gene: hat1
Product: histone acetyltransferase 1
Exons: 11
Coding region: 97-1323 (408 amino acids)
Biological process (GO): subtelomeric heterochromatin formation
Cellular component (GO): nucleus
Molecular function (GO): histone binding; histone H4 acetyltransferase activity
Source: RefSeq, a predicted model, not a curated record
GUACUGACGUAACAAGACGGAAACACGUGGGUAAACAGGAAGUGUGUUUGCAUUUCGCGGGCACCGUGGAACGACGCGCUGGUGUUGUGGACAGAAAUGGCGGGUGUGAACGCAAUGGAGAAGAAGUUGGCGGAGUACAAGUGUGAUACCAACGAAGCCAUAAGUUUAAAAUUAGUUCGGUUUCCAGAGGAGGUAGAGGACGAAAGCACAACAUUCCACCCCGAAUUCACCCACCAACUCUAUGGAGACGAUGAAGUGGCUUUUGGGUACAAGGGACUUCAGAUUCAACUGUACUACAGUGCCGGCAACUUGACCACACUCUUCAAAGUGAAAUACUCCUCAAAGGUUACAGAGAAGUUUGAGUGUGUCGAGCCUGAUGACGUGGAAGGAAAGAUCCGUGAGAUCAUCCCACAGGGUUUCUGUGGCAAUACGGACGACUUCAUCUCGCUGCUGGAGAAAGAGGCCAACUUUACGCCCUUCGGCACUCUGAUCCACACAUACAGCGUUCACAACGAGGAGGCCGGGGAGGACCUCACCUAUCAGAUCCACAAAGUGGAACUGUCCAGCCCUGGCUUCCGCGAGUAUCACGAGCGGCUGCAGACCUUUCUCAUGUGGUUCAUCGAGACUGCCAGCUUCAUCGACGUGGACGAUGACCGCUGGGACUUCUUCCUGGUAUUUGAGAAGUACAAUAAGGACGGGGAGACUCUCUUUGCGACUGUUGGCUACAUGACAGUUUAUAAUUACUAUGUGUACCCAGACAAAACCCGACCACGUGUAAGCCAAAUGCUGAUCCUGCCCCCGUUCCAAGGCGAGGGCCACGGAGCCCAGCUGCUGGAGACUGUGCACAGGUUCUACUGCACCUCCUCUAAAGUACAGGACAUUACAGCGGAGGACCCGUCAGACAGCUACGUGAAGCUGCGCGACUUUGUCCUGGUCAAGCUGUGCCAGACGCUGGCGUCCUUCUCCACCGACAAACUCUCCCUGGGCUUCAGUGAGGACAUGGCCACCGAGGCUCAGGAGAAGUUAAAGAUAAACAAGAAACAUGCCAGACGGGUGUAUGAAAUCUUACGUUUGCGAGCAACAGACAUGAGCAACGAGGAGAAGGCCAGAGCAUUCCGACUGGAGGUCAAAAAACGAUUAUUUGGGCCCUACAAGAAAAACCAGAGAGAGCUGACCAAAAUGAGGAAGUGUCUGCGGCCAGAAGAGCUGGCGUCCCAGGUGAACCAGAUGGACACCCAGCUGCAGCAUGAGGAGCUCGAGCGCAGCUAUCAGGAAGUGCUGGGGGAUUACCGCAGGAUCAUCGAACGGCUAGCACGGGCCUAAUACACACCUACACCUACACACACACACACACACACACACUCACACACACUCUCACACCUUUAUGUUCUCUACUCAAUGAUUAUGACGAGAGUGUGUAAGUGUGCGUGUGUAUCAGUGGACUCGCUCCCUGCAUUGGGAGAGGACUUUCCCCAUGUCCCACAUGUCAUCACUCGCUGCGUGACAUUUUUGUGAUUGGUACAUCAUCUACAGGCCAUAGUCACACAUCAUAGACAUCUCAGCCCUCUCAGGAUUUAAAAAAAGAGACAAAAAAAAUUUACUUUUUGUAUGUAAGAACCAGUAUUUCUUUUUCAGAAUAUAUGUGGUGAAGGUCUUUUCCUCUUGUGAAGACGAGUAGAUUUUGAAGCACUUCAUAUUGAAAAUAAAAUGUUUUGUACAUUC